Molecule: messenger RNA, 441 nt
Organism: Pieris macdunnoughi
Lineage: Eukaryota; Metazoa; Arthropoda; Insecta; Lepidoptera; Pieridae
Source: the annotation of a GenBank genome assembly
AUGAUUGUACACUUUUUCACAGGAUUGGAUCCAGCUCGACCCCUGGUCUCUGAAUAUGGUUCAAGAGAGUUCCGCCUUAGUCGUGAUGACGCAAACGUGGUCCAGGUAGUCCACACAAAUGCUGGUUUUCUGGGAGAGAGUGGUCAAAUUGGCCAUGUCGAUUUCUGUGUGAAUGGUGGCAGGCUACAACCCGGAUGCAAGGGCCAUGUGAUGCGUGUAGCAAGAUGUAGUCAUUUCAUGAGUUCCUGUUACUUUGCGGCUAGUAUACGCAGGCGUGUUAAUAUGAUGGGAGUGCCUUGCGACUCUUCCUGUCCGAAGCAGGGUACAUCGCUGCUGGUGGCCGAUGCAAAACCGUUACGCCUUGGAGAUGAUAUACCACCCACAUCGAGAGGAAUGUAUUGCGUUCAAUUAGAUCAUGAUGAGAGUUGUCCUUUUGAUUAA